Molecule: messenger RNA, 619 nt
Organism: Pisolithus orientalis
Lineage: Eukaryota; Fungi; Basidiomycota; Agaricomycetes; Boletales; Pisolithaceae
Exons: 4
Coding region: 27-227 (66 amino acids)
Source: RefSeq, a predicted model, not a curated record
UCUCAUAGGGUGUCACUGUUUCAACCAUGCAACCACAUUCUCCUACAAAAGACCGCGUACGCAAUCACUCAUUGUGGGGGUCAUACAAGGUGCUGCCUGCCAGGACAAGACUUUACAUAUCAAUGGGUGUCUGCACGCUGGGCGUAGCGGGUUUAUUCGUCUCAGAUUACCUGGAAAAGACCCUACCACCCACACCGCGUGGUACUGCAAAGUCGCCCUCGACUUAGAUUGAACCUACUAAUGUUCAACAUGUCCGUCUUGUUAACGUGGCAAAGGGUGCUAAGGAAGAUGUCGUGUAACGAAUAUCUAUACAUAGUUUCGGUGCAUUUCGUUUCAUUCCAACAAGUGACCGUUGGUGUAUGACCCUGAGUACUCUAGAGGUCUUGCAGACAUGAAGAAACAAUAAAAGCAUGUCCUGGAAGAGUGACCCUCGCAUAAAAUGGAAUCACAUCGAAAUCAGAAACUUGCCUUGCAGUGCCUAGCAGCACAAGCAGUAUGGUUGCUGAGAAAGGCAAUGCCCACAGCGUCAUCAGUGGAAGCCAAGCAGUGACCGUCACAUUCAAAAUGUCCUUCAGAGAACCCCUGUGGUUUUGUCACGAAUGCCACGCUGAGAUGAGAC